Molecule: messenger RNA, 1644 nt
Organism: Carassius gibelio (silver crucian carp)
Lineage: Eukaryota; Metazoa; Chordata; Actinopteri; Cypriniformes; Cyprinidae
Product: agouti-signaling protein-like
Exons: 3
Coding region: 92-502 (136 amino acids)
Biological process (GO): positive regulation of feeding behavior; hormone-mediated signaling pathway; neuropeptide signaling pathway
Cellular component (GO): extracellular region
Molecular function (GO): neuropeptide hormone activity; type 1 melanocortin receptor binding
Source: RefSeq, a predicted model, not a curated record
AGCUUCAGCACGGACCGCACUUGUUGAGUGAUCUCUAGGAGGACAGUCUAACGCGGAGCUGACAAACCUAAACACUCCGUUAGAUCGGCAAAUGACGCCGGCAGUGAUGAAAGGAUUCGCGCUCUUCAUCUGCGUCUUCUGCACAGUUGUUCAGUCCAUCACGUGCGAGGCGAACAGGAGAGACGCGCGCAAGAAGCACGAAAACGACGCGGCGCACCACAGCUCUGCCAUAACAACAGGAGCGUGGAAUCAGGAGAAACCAAAGAGGCUCUUUGCCAGGAGUCGAAAUCUGUCUCAGCAGAGACAUCACGUGGUGAGACCUAAGCCCAGGCCUGAGGCGCUUUCUCCAGCCCAGACUCCAGCGCGGCGCUGCGCCGGUCUGAUGGAGAGCUGCUCCUCGCUCACUCCCUGCUGUGACCCAUGUGCUUCCUGCCACUGUCGGCUCUUCAACACCAUCUGUCACUGCUGGAGACUCGGACACCUCUGCCCCAAGAAAACCUAAUGACCCCAAACGCACAUGUGCACACUGGACAGCAAAUAUUGUUUAUCGGCCAACAAGAAAGUCAUAAAAAGUCGUUUAUUAGUUUAAUCUGAUAGUAUCUUGUACCCAGCUUUCAAUAAUUGACCAUACAAAACCAUUUUUGGUCGUUUUUGAUGAUGACACAUCUGUCUAAUUUGACUAAUUUCAACCAAAACUAAUUUGGGACAAAAACGUGUAGGGUUCAGUUACGUCCUUUGGUGUAAAAAGAAUGUGCCAUAAUGUUGACAAGCAAAUAAAUGACUUUGACUCGUCUCUUGUUUUCAUGAAAACAAGCAGACACUGAUUUUAUUUUGAGGCACUUACAGUGGAAGUGAAUAAUUUUUGAAGGAUUUAAAAGCAGUGAUAUGAAGUUUCUGAUUUUAUAAACUCUCUACAUUAUUUUAUAUUUUAAAAUGUCUAUAUUAGUGGAGCUGUGAAGCUGUUUAAAUCAAGUCAUAGUCAUUUAAGGUUUUAGCAUUGUAAAACUAGAAGUAAAAAGAAAGAAAAUGUAAGUAAGUGAUUUUUUUUCAGACUGAAGUCAAGUUUAUGUGAGGCUGCAUUACUGAACCAGUGAGAAUUUCAAUAUUUCCCACUUUUUCCUUUUUGGUGUGUGUGUGUGGGAAUUAUAAUUGUAUAAUAUUAACCAGUCAGUGUGUAACCCCCCCAAAAAGGUUUUACCAACAAUCACUUUUUUUUUUUUUUUUUGGAUUUAGCAAAGAUUUGUUCAGAACAUACCUCCAAAUCCACCAGAUGAGAAACAUUGUUAUAUAACACACAUGCAGCUUGUGCUUCUACACUCUCAUACUGCUUUGCAGCAGGCCAUGGAUCAUGUAUGACAUUAACUAUCUGUACAGUGAAUGUGUCACGUCCAUAUGACUGGAGUUAUUCGCUCUCUUUUUGCACCAUGACACUAUUGUGACUCAUUUACAGACUGGAGAUGUUAUUACAGUCAACUCUUAUAGAAUUCAUGCUGGCAAAAUGAUUUUUGUUAUAAUUCACAAUAUUUUUCAGCCCUUGUUAAGCAAGGGGCAUAUACUGUUUAACUUGUAUAUAAUUAAUGUAAGAGUGCCUGAUAAGCUACAAGACAAAUCGUUUUAGGUGCAGUAAAUGUGAUUUAAAUGUUA